AUGUUCUCUCCACUUGGCCAUUUCAAGCAAAUAAACUGCCCUUUUUUUCGUAAGGAUCUAACAUGCCCGGCGAAAUACUGUAUAUUCAAGCAUGAGAACACCUGUGACAACAAUGGCGGCUCUUUUCCAAAGAUACAAGAAGAGACCUCGAAGGGCUUGCGGGAAAAAGCCCACGAAAGCCAACUUCUUUCAUUAUCAUCUAUUUGUCCAACAGCUCAGAUUCAAUAUAUUCCACCUUCUGCUACUACGGUUGUCAAAGAUAAUCCUAUCGCUAUUGAAACGAAUCUGCUCGCAAACAAAAUACCAAACGAUCCUUUUGAUGUAAAACAACCUGAGAAGCUACAUAAUAGUGAAAAGAAACCUUUGCAUUCCCCCAUAUCUGAAAGCUCGAGACCCGUAAAACGAACAAGAGAGGAGCCCCUAAAACCGACAACUGACAGUGAUAUCAAGAAUCAUGACUCAUUUCCUAUCAGAGUAAAGGAGAGAAGAGUUAUGAAUGAGCCUAUGGCCAUUCCGAACCCAGUGUACGAUUCGAAUGCUCCAGCGGGUCAUGAACUUAGAAAACGGAUGGUUCAUAUCUUUUACGAUGCUUUUUUGAAACUUGGAUAUGAUUCAAUUGAAAGCAAGGAGAAAUCUCUAGAGGAAGAAAAAAGUAUAUGCUUGUCCACGAAUAGCAAGAUGGUAUAUAGCUCUUCUUGUAAAGCCAAAAUCUUAGCCUUAAAGAAAUCACCACCGAAAGGAAUUUUAGAGAGAAGAGAAGAUGUCAGUGGCCUCAUUCCGAAAUUAGCUCAUUCGAAAGAGCAACUGGAGUUAUGGGGAUAUAAUUUUGAUCAAAUAAUUCCAUCUGUUCCGGCUGAUCCUUUGCGAGAAUGCGAUCGUUGUGGAACAAAAUUUGUGGAUCUUACAGGGCCUUGUAAAUAUCACUGGGGAAAGUUUUUUCGAGAGAAGGUUGGCGGAGAAAAAAUUCGCGUAUACACCUGUUGCGGAAUGAAAGAAGGAGAGGCGUCAGGAUGUACAAGCGAAGAGUUUCAUGUUUUCCGAUAUCAACAUUUACCCUACUUAGCAAGUGUUUCUCCUUACGUUAGUUUAUCGGCGGAUUGUCCAGGGAAAGAGAGAGUGUACUGCGCAUUGGAUUGUGAACUUUGCUACACGACAUUGGGAUUUGAGCUCGUUCACUUGACAGUGGUUGACAAAGAAGGGAUUUUAUUGAAUCAAUUUAUUCGACCUAAGGGAAAAGUUUUGAGUUUGAACACACGUUUCAGUGGAAUAACCAGUAAAACGCAACUGGAGUCUGGAAUAAGCAUGCCAGUAAUGUAUGAAAAGCUGAAACAACUGGGCAUUACUAGAAACACAAUCAUUAUUGGACAUGGCAUCGAAAAUGAUUUGCACGCCAUGAGACUCAUACAUGAACAAGUGAUUGAUACUGCUAUAUUAUACAAGCAUGAGCGAGGUCCUCCGUUCCGGUAUUCUUUGAAAUACUUGACGAAGAGGUAUUUAGGCAAGGAGAUUCAAACUGACACGCAUCAUAGUGAAGAAGAUGCGAUUGCUGCAAUGGAUUUGGUUAUUUAUUGGAUACAGAAGAUGCAAUCUAGAGCAUAG
This is a messenger RNA of Schizosaccharomyces osmophilus, 1599 nucleotides long. RefSeq names its product exonuclease Rex3 (gene rex3). The coding region runs from base 1 to 1599 and encodes 532 amino acids. The transcript has a single exon. The record is from RefSeq and is a predicted model, not a curated record. Gene Ontology annotation, molecular function: nucleic acid binding; exonuclease activity. Lineage: Eukaryota; Fungi; Ascomycota; Schizosaccharomycetes; Schizosaccharomycetales; Schizosaccharomycetaceae. Gene Ontology annotation, cellular component: nucleus.